AGGACGUGACGCCGGGAGGGGCGGGGCGCCCUCUGCGCCGGAAGUGGCUCGCAGAUCGUAAAUAAGCCCGGAAAACCGGGCGAGGCAGUGUCUCCAUUUUGUUGGCAUUUGCCGUCCCGGCGGCGCCUUGGCGAUGGGGAGCGUCCUGGGGCUGUGCUCCAUGGCGAGCUGGAUACCAUGUUUGUGUGGCAGUGCCCCGUGUUUGCUGUGCCGCUGCUGCCCUAGUGGAAACAACUCCACUGUAACGAGGCUGAUCUAUGUGUUCUUCUUGUUUGUUGGAGUGUGUGUAGCUUGUGUCAUGUUAAUACCGGGAAUGGAAGAACAACUGAAUAAGAUUCCUGGAUUUUGUGAGAAUGAGAAAGGUGUCGUCCCUUGUAAUAUUCUGGUUGGCUACAAAGCUGUAUACCGUUUGUGCUUUGGCUUGGCUAUGUUCUACCUUCUCCUCUCUCUAUUGAUGAUCAAAGUGAAGAGCAGCAGUGAUCCUCGAGCUGCAGUACACAAUGGAUUCUGGUUCUUUAAAUUUUCUGCAGCAAUAGCAAUUAUUAUUGGGGCUUUCUUCAUUCCAGAAGGAACUUUUACAACUGUGUGGUUUUAUGUAGGCAUGGCAGGUGCCUUUUGCUUCAUCCUCAUACAGCUUGUCUUACUCAUUGAUUUUGCCCAUUCAUGGAAUGAGUCAUGGGUUGAAAAGAUGGAAGAAGGAAACUCAAGAUGUUGGUAUGCAGCUUUGUUAUCAGCUACAGCUCUGAAUUAUCUGCUGUCUUUAGUUGCUAUCAUCCUGUUCUUUGUUUACUAUACUCAUCCAGCCAGUUGUUCCGAAAACAAAGCAUUCAUCAGUGUCAACAUGCUCCUCUGCCUUGGUGCUUCUGUAAUGUCUAUACUGCCAAAAAUCCAAGAAUCACAACCAAGAUCUGGUUUAUUACAAUCUUCAGUGAUUACAGUCUACACAAUGUAUUUGACAUGGUCUGCUAUGACCAAUGAACCAGAAACAAAUUGCAACCCAAGUCUGCUAAGCAUAAUUGGGUACAAUACAACAAGCAUUGUCCCAAAGGAUGGAGAGUCUGUCCAGUGGUGGCAUGCUCAAGGAAUUAUAGGACUAAUCCUCUUUUUAUUGUGUGUGUUUUAUUCAAGCAUCCGUACUUCGAACAAUAGUCAGGUAAAUAAACUGACUCUAACAAGUGAUGAAUCAACAUUAAUAGAAGAUGGUGGACCCAGAAAUGAUGGAUCACUUGAGGAUGGAGAUGAUGUUCACCGAGCUGUAGAUAAUGAAAGGGACGGUGUCACUUACAGUUACUCCUUCUUUCACUUCAUGCUUUUCCUGGCUUCCCUUUAUAUCAUGAUGACCCUUACCAACUGGUACAGGUAUGAGCCUUCUCAUGAGAUGAAAAGUCAGUGGACAGCUGUCUGGGUGAAAAUCUCUUCGAGUUGGAUCGGCCUUGUACUCUAUGUUUGGACACUGGUGGCACCACUUGUUCUUACAAAUCGUGAUUUUGACUGAACAGGACAUCCAGCAUGAAAGUCCCAGUUUGAUCAUUGCUUAUUGGAAAUUAAUAGUAUUUCCAACUUUCGUAAAGUUGUGUAUGUGUGUGCUUCCCAUAAAACUUCUCCAGUGUUCUGGCAUGAGAUUUUGCUGCUUGCCAUUUUAUUCAUUGUAUUCUUGCCAAGUGCAUUGAUAGGUGUGUUAGAAUGAAUCACAGAGGUUUUAUGAGUAUGGUGGAAAGUUAGGGAAAGUGGACAUUCGGUUCAUCUUGUUCUGUACCUGUGAAAAUAAUAGUAAAAAGAGAACUUGACAAUUUUAAAUUUUGUUAGAACUGAAGCUGUAUCUUAGAAAGUAUAAAAGGAAGUGGCUGCCUUUUGAAAUACUUGAUGCCUUGCCUUACAGGAGAUUGCAAAGAACAUGGGCUAUUUAAAAAUUUUGUAAACAAGUCACUUAAAUGGCAGUUGUCUGAAAAAUCUUUUCAGGUUUUUCCAUUAUAUAAAUAUAGGAAACUUAUACAGGUGGGGAGUGUUUGAGGGACAAUAAUGUAGGUUAUGAUGAAGAUUGAGAUUUCAAAGAAAGAUUGGUGGUGAGCACUAAAUUAAAUACUCACUUAGUUUAUAGUCUUCCUUGGGUAGAGAUGGCCUUCCACACCAACAUAGUGAAACUUGUUUUGGUCAUUGUAAACAUGUGCGAAAGUAAGGGGUUAAUGGAGAUGCUGGGAACUCUGAAGAAUGUAGACAAAGGUUUUGAAAAGGAUAAUCAUGAAUUAGAAGGAAGUUGGUGAAAAUCACCGUGAAAAUUCAUUUUGAAAAUCAAAGGUGUUAAACUUUUGACAGGACAACAAGAAACUGCAAAUACUAGGCUUUAGUAGAUACUUAGACAAAAUCUAGUCCAAUCCUCCUGUUUUAAAAAUGAAGCAACUGAGGCACAGACUUAACUCAGAUAGCUAAUUAGUGGCAAAGCUGGGAAGUCCUAAGCCAAAAUAGCUGACAUUCAAAACUUAAUUCUAUUAACAAAAAACAAAAAGAAAACACAUAAUAGAUUUUACACGUGAGUACUGGUGGGUAAUUUAUGUGAUGUGGAUUGCUCGUGUCCAGCUUGCCUUCUACUUUUAAACUAAGGUCACGAGAAUGAUGGAAUGCUGUACAAUAAACUGCUUAUAGUAUACUAUACAGUU
Molecule: messenger RNA, 2654 nt
Organism: Myotis lucifugus (little brown bat)
Lineage: Eukaryota; Metazoa; Chordata; Mammalia; Chiroptera; Vespertilionidae
Gene: SERINC1
Product: serine incorporator 1
Exons: 10
Coding region: 134-1495 (453 amino acids)
Cellular component (GO): membrane
Source: RefSeq, a predicted model, not a curated record